AUGCUACACCAACAAACUGCUUCUACUCUAGUAAACGGGUCGCGACUCAAGCUUGCUUCCUCGUUCAUUACUACCUCCACCACGGCCACCGUCAAGUCUCCCGCCCCCAGCGUACGUGCCUCCUCCGAGGACUCCGUCCCUCGCCGAUCCCACCAGACAAUGGCCGCCGCCGCCGCCCCUCCCGCCGCCCCCACCGCGACAACCCGGCCCCCGGGCACCUACUUCCCUCUGGGAUACAAAGAUGCCGUCUACCAAUGGUGGAGCAGCGUCACCCCCCAACAGGCCGAGCGAAACGUCCUCAGCCACAUCCCCUACCUGAAAGAGGCCCGCGAGAACGCCUCCCUCGAUUCCGAUAAGCAUGACCCCUUCGGUCCGCGGGUAUGGAAGUCGCAAAUGGUCGAGCUCUCCGGGAAGGAUCGCGCCCUGAACGAGUACUCCAUCGAGCGUGUCGGCGAAGAAGUCGACAACAACCUCGUCAUCAUCCACGGCUACGGCGCAGGCCUCGGGUUCUUCUACAAGAACUUUGAGCCGCUGUCCCGUCCCAAGGGCUGGAAGCUCUACGCCCUCGACAUGCUUGGCAUGGGCAACUCCACGAGACCGCCUUUCAAGGUCACCGCCAAGGACCAGCAGGGCAAGACGGCCGAGGCCGAGGCCUGGUUCAUCGAUGCCCUCGAGGAGUGGCGGAAGAAGCGCAACAUCGACAAGUUCACCCUCAUCGGCCAUUCCCUCGGCGGCUACCUCUCCGUCGCCUACGCGCUGAAGUACCCGGGCCACCUCAAGAAACUCAUCCUCGCCUCCCCCGUCGGCAUCCCCGAGGACCCUUACGCCGUGAACGCAGCCAUGCCCGAACCCGAAGAGUCGACGUUCCAAAACGAGUUCACCCAAGACCAAAACACCGUCACCAACGACGACCGGAACUCCAUGACGUCCCGCGCCAGCAAGAGCGGCGCCAAGAACUCAAACAACGCGCCGAAGCGCCCCUUGCCGGGCUGGCUCGUCUGGCUGUGGGACGCCAACGUCUCCCCCUUCAGCAUCGUCCGCUUCACAGGGCCCCUCGGCCCGCGCUUCGUCUCCGGAUGGACCUCGCGCCGCUUCAACCACCUGCCCCCGGCCGAGUCGCAGUCCCUGCACGACUACGCCUUCUCCAUCUUCCGCCAGAGGGGCAGUGGCGAGUACGCGCUCCCCUACAUUCUCGCGCCGGGCGCCUUCGCCCGCAGCCCCAUGGUGAACAGGAUAGACGGCGUUGGCCGGCAGAUCAUCGAGAAGAACGGCGAGAAGCUCAAGGAGACGGGCGUCCCCAUCGUCAUGAUGUACGGCGAGAACGAUUGGAUGGACGUCGCCGGCGGAUAUGCCGCGGAGGAGAAGCUCAAGCAGGCGAAAAUGCAGGCCCUCCUCAAGGGCACUGACGAGGAGAAGAGGAGAGAGAACGGGUCCGCCAAGGUGCUCAUUGUUAAUAAGGCCGGACACCACCUCUACCUCGACAACGCCAGCCAGUUCAACGACUACAUACUGAAAGAGAUGGAAGAGACACAAAACAGCAAGCUCUAG
Colletotrichum higginsianum IMI 349063 is the source of this 1548-nucleotide messenger RNA. RefSeq names its product Alpha beta hydrolase. NCBI's taxonomy places the organism in Eukaryota, Fungi, Ascomycota, Sordariomycetes, Glomerellales, Glomerellaceae. The transcript is spliced from 2 exons. Gene Ontology annotation, biological process: cardiolipin acyl-chain remodeling. The record is from RefSeq and is a predicted model, not a curated record. Gene Ontology annotation, molecular function: A2-type glycerophospholipase activity. Gene Ontology annotation, cellular component: mitochondrial inner membrane. The coding region runs from base 1 to 1548 and encodes 515 amino acids.